AUGGUGGACGCUUUCACACUGAACGAGCAGGAUGGCAGGAUUAGUCCGGGGAUACCGAUAGAGGAGGACAACGACAUCGCUAUGGCGUCAAGCGGACACACAGAUCAGGAUGCCAUCUUCACCUCUUCAACCUCGCGAGGCCAGAAACGAGGGAUGAUAACUCGAUCACAACCAAGGCCUAUUCACACCCCAACAAGUCCUCUCAACUCGACGAUACCACACAAUCUUCUGCCUUCCGCUCCAGCAUCACCCCCCACGCCCGCCCCGAGUCCUACACCUCACCAGCGAGCGCCGGAUUGGAGUUCAGCCUCUGAGCAUGAAGAUACGAAUAUGAGAAAUAUUAGAGCGCUCUUUGGUGAUAUGACAGACGCUGAAAAACAAAGGCUUCUUGGAGAGCUGUUGAAUAUGUGCAACAGCAACCAGCUCAGCUUCGUGCAUGAAUUCGUCAGCCCUCGUCUGAAGAAAGAUCCUUUCACGACACUCCCGAACGAGCUGUGUCUAAGGAUAUUAACAUUCAUCGAUGACCCCACUACGCUGGCACGAUCUUCACAGGUCUCGAGGAGAUGGCGAGAACUGGUAUCAGAUGAUAUGGCAUGGAAGUCACUAUGUGAAAAGCAUGCCUACCGAAGGCUUUCAAAUGAGCCAGCUCCAACACCCCGGCUGGGCUACCGUGCCUCUACACCUGGUCGGCCAAGCUCACCUUCUUACGCCCAUGUGCUGCGAUUCGGUCAGAUCAGGUAUUCGAGUUACUCUGCGGGAGCCUCUAGCAGCGCACCAGACCUCAGGACAGAGAGCCUUGAUCGAACACAUUCAAAUAUGAGACAGAUUAGACGGCGUCCAAAGGCGAUGACUUAUCGGUCGCAUUUCAAGCAACGAUACAUGGUUGAAACUGCGUGGCGCUCUGGUGGGAGAGUUGACUCCAGACAGAUCACACCAGAUCAAGGCGUCGUAACGAGUCUCCACUUAACCGAUAAGUACAUCGUGGUAGCCCUCGACAAUGCUAAGAUACACGUGUUCGACGUCGAGGGUGGGCACCAACGGACGCUCCAAGGGCAUGUCAUGGGUGUCUGGGCAAUGGUUCCAUGGGAAGAUGUUCUCGUCAGUGGAGGCUGCGACAGGGAUGUCAGAGUAUGGAACAUGGCUACAGGACUACCCAUGCACACUCUACGUGGGCACACAUCAACUGUUCGUUGUUUGAAAAUGUCUGAUUCAAACACCGCGAUAUCUGGAUCCAGAGAUACAACACUAAGAAUAUGGGACUUGCCAAGUGGGCAAUGUAAGCAUGUACUUGUGGGUCACCAGGCUAGUGUACGAUGUUUAGAAAUACACGGCGAUCUCAUCGUGUCUGGAAGCUACGAUACAAUGGCGAAAAUAUGGAGUAUCUCCGAAGGGAAGUGUCUCCGCACGCUGACUGGUCACUUCAGUCAGAUAUACGCCAUUGCUUUUGACGGGCGAAAGAUAGCGACCGGGAGUCUUGACACCAGCGUUCGGAUCUGGGAUCCAACGGACGGUAGAUGUCUUGCCAUUCUGCAAGGACAUACGUCACUAGUCGGGCAACUGCAAUUGCGACACGACGUUCUUGUUACUGGAGGGUCAGACGGUUCUGUUCGAGUCUGGUCGCUGGACAACUACCAACCCAUUCAUCGUCUAGCUGCGCACGACAAUAGCGUUACGAGUUUACAAUUUGAUGAGACUCGAAUCGUCAGUGGAGGUAGCGAUGGACGUGUCAAAGUUUGGGAUCUGAAGAGUGGAAUACUGGUACGAGAGCUCAGCUCUCCGGCCGAAGCCGUGUGGAGAGUGGUGUUUGAGGAGGAGAAAGCUGUGAUCAUGGCAAGCCGUGGCGGUAAGACUAUUAUGGAGGUGUGGAAUUUCGCACCUCUAGAAGAAGACCUUGAGGGCUACCGGUCUUCAAGUCCGAUAAGCUUGCCAGACUCGGCAGGCACUUCGCCAGGGUACGCGGACUAUCCAGAAUACAUGAGCCAAAGUCCAUACCGCCAUUCCACACUUGUAGAUACGUCGACAAAUACCGACGACGUUCCCAUGAGCGAAGCGCCAUUCGAGCCCAAAUAG
Pseudovirgaria hyperparasitica is the source of this 2070-nucleotide messenger RNA. Its product is annotated as F-box/WD repeat-containing protein pof1. Gene Ontology annotation, molecular function: protein binding. The coding region runs from base 1 to 2070 and encodes 689 amino acids. The transcript has 4 exons. Lineage: Eukaryota; Fungi; Ascomycota; Dothideomycetes; Acrospermales; Acrospermaceae. The record is from RefSeq and is a predicted model, not a curated record.